Laetiporus sulphureus 93-53 is the source of this 870-nucleotide messenger RNA. RefSeq lists its product as uncharacterized. The coding region runs from base 1 to 870 and encodes 289 amino acids. The transcript has 3 exons. The record is from RefSeq and is a predicted model, not a curated record. NCBI's taxonomy places the organism in Eukaryota, Fungi, Basidiomycota, Agaricomycetes, Polyporales, Laetiporaceae.
AUGUUGCGAUCUGCACUGCGCAUUCAGCUCCGCGUGUCCCAUGUGACAUGCUCGCGCAGCCUUGUCUCCACUGUCCUCCUGACGAAAACCUGGGAAGACAUGACCGUCACCGACCUCAAGAACGAGGCCAGAAAGCGCGGUCUGCAGCCGAACGCAAAAAGGGCCACUUUAAUCAACCGCUUACGAGAGGAUGAUGAAAAGAGAGCCAUGUCUCUCGCACGUCCCGUCUUCCCGCAAGUCCCCCAGCCCGUGCGUCACGCGUCUACCGAGGUGCCUGGCGUACCAUCCACCUCGGAACCUCUUCCGUCGAAGACGUUCCCGAAGGAAUUUAUGGAUGUAAAGCUCCCUGACCUCUCACAGCCCGCGCCAGAACCACCUAUCCAAAUUCCCUUCCUGCCAGAUAUGUGGGACUCCUCCCGCAUCAAGGCCGAAUCUGCACCCAAGGAGCCAACGGUCGACAUGUCUGCUCCAAAGAUGGUAGCAGUCGCUGGCUCGGCGACCCACAUUGGCGGUGGACCGACUUAUAGCCUCUCGAAUGCGGAGUCCGAGCAGGAGACUCCGAAACCAUCGGUAAAUGCAGGCCCUUCUGGGAUCUGGGGAGACAUUGCCGAGGACUUUUACCUUCCUACGCUACUGAAGCCACUAAGCAGUGCAAAAGAGGCGACGUUCGACAUCGCUGAGCUCACGGAAACGUCGGGAGCUCAGCAGAAAAAUUAUUCGCGGGCAUUGGGCAAGGACGAAGUGAAGGGAGUGUGGGCGCUGUUGGGCCUUUUGGCUGGGUCUUGGAUCAUCGCUGGCUUCUUUGCCCCAUCAUCCGUAUUUGCUGAGCAUGUCACAGAGGCAGUAGAGGAGGAUGCUGCAGGACACUGA